UUAGCAUAGUACUGGUGCACCCCCUGUAAUCUCAGAUGCACCCCAAGGCAUUCUGUUCUGGAACCGGGCCUGCUUACAUGUUCAAACAGCUUUAUCGAGUCCUUCUCUUAGUCCGUGCUAUGGGGUGAAAAAACGGUGUGCACUAUCUGAAAAGCUGUGUUAUUUUGAUGUGACGUCUGGUUUCCCUCCUGAUGUGCUACACGACCUUCUUGAGGGUGUUGUUCCCCUAGAGCUGGCAUUGUCACUGAAUGCGUUCAUCAAGAACAAGUAUUUUUCCUUGGUGGAAUUCAAUGACUUAAUUGCUCAGUUCCCUUACAAGUGGACUGACCGAACAAAUCGCCCACAUUUGGUCACUGCUACUUUCGCUGCAAAAAGAUCAGUAGGAGGGAAUGCCCAUGAAAAUUGGUGCCUGCUGCGUCUUUUGGCUUUUUUGAUUGGGUUGAGAGUACCUGAGAGUGAUCCAGUAUGGCAGGUGCUAAUGGUUCUGAAGGACAUAGUGGAGCUAGUCAUGUCUCCAGCUCACACAGAGGAAAGUAUCUGUUACUUGGACACCAAGAUCGCCGAACACCGGCAAAGAUUUCUGGAUGUAUUCCCCCAAAACAAACUAAUUCCCAAACACCACUUCAUUGAGCAUUAUCCUGAGCUCAUAAGGGAAUUUGGACCAUUGUCUGCCUUGUGGACAAUGCACUUCGAAGCGAAGCACAGCUUUUCAAAAAAAAUUGUCCGACAGACUGGCUGUUUUAGGAACAUACUGUUGUCCCUCGCCAAAAAACACCAACUCAUGGUUGCACUGUGUCUCCAUGAGAACAGUGCAUUCAAACAAUCUGUGUCUGUUACCAAAACAUCACAAGUGUCAUUAGAUGUACUAAAUGCGGCCAUUAAAGACUUGGUGCUGCGCAAGUAUCCAAACAUCACAAUGGUCCAUGUCUCAAACAAGGUGGCCAUCUCAGGUACAAGCUAUGCGCCAGGAAUGUUGCUGUGUUAUGGUUUACCUGGAGGAUGCCUGACUUUGCUGAAGUUUCUCAGAUCAUCUUGGUUUUGGAUAGCAUAGUCUUUGUUGUCAAACUACUAAAUGGAUGGUACAAUGAGCACCUCAGGAGCUAUGAGCUAGAGUACACAGGCAACUUCCAAAUAAUUGAGCCGAAAUAACUACUUGAUUUCUAUGCCCUGGCUAUGUACACUAUUGCAGGACGACGAGUUGUUACCUUAAAACACCACAUCAACAACCCCUUUUAAAUAUGCAAUGGCAUUUUUUUUUUUUAAGGAUUUUCUCUUUUUCCUGUGUCUCCCUGCCUGCUCAGAUGUCCACCCCAGCAAAGCUACGGAUCUUUUUAGAUGAUCAUACAGUGCACAAAUUGCUUCUGCCAUCAGGUAUCCCCAGUAAUCUACAGGAUCUCAAGCUUGUCAUCCAGAGCACAUUCAGCACUCCAGAUGGCUUUACUCUGAUGUAUCAAGAUGUGGAGUUUGGGGGUCAGUUCUUCACAUUGACGUCUAUGGAAGAUGUGCAAGACAUGGGUACCCUGAAAGUUGUCCAAGUUGAAGCAGUCAUUUUAAAUCUCAGCGCUGUGGAAGAAGAAGAUGACAACUUACCAGAAUCAGACGUCAUGUCAUCCACAUCUUUAGCAUCCCAGGACACCGUUUUGCUUUCUUCAUCAUCUGAUGAAAGUCCUGCAUCAUACCGUUCCCGACCAUGGCCAAGACAGUUCGAUAUUUCACCAUUUUCCUUUGAAAUUCAGCUCUUGCUGGAGGCAGGAAACCGAGCUUACAACGCCAAUGGAACUCUCUUAAACAACCCAAAAGUGACAAGAAGCGUUCUCGAGAAAUUAGCUGAGAUAAUGUUUCAAUACACAGCUUACCCAACAGGAAUCCAAGUGAUGCACGUAUUUGAGGCCUUGGCUGAGAAGUAUCCAUGCCUCAAAGAGCCAGGCUCAUUCAAUGGCAUGUAUGGAUGGCAACAAAGAAUCAAGUAUAAAAUGGCCAAUUAUCGGGCAAAAGUAAGAGGGCUCCAAAUUGCCUGUCCAGAGCUAGAGGUGAACUCUUCAAGAAAGAUGACUUCCCGUCCCAAAGGCCUCAAAAGACCCAAAAAGGCUGAAGUAAAUUAUUUGCCGCCAUUGCCACAUGGAGAAACAAAAGAAACAAUGGAAGAAGAGAGGGUGGUUCUACUCACAGAAGUGAAAAAGACCAACAACAACAAGAUUAUCAGUGAGAAAAUGGAGAAGACCUUUCCAUAUCGGCGGUUGGAGGUUGUCAACCAGAUGCCUGCUGUCCCAGAUGUCAUGGAGAGAUGGCCUGCCCUUUUCUACGAAUCUCAGGUGAAGGAGGAGUUCAAGAGGAUCACAACUAUCAACCUGGACCGAACCUUUUUGACUAAGAUGGAUUUCUACUAGGGCCCGACCGAUUUAUCGGCCUGCCGAUUUAAUCGGCCGAUUAUAGCCUUUUUGAAAAUAAUCGGCAUCG
This is a messenger RNA of Gadus morhua (Atlantic cod), 2457 nucleotides long. RefSeq lists its product as uncharacterized. Lineage: Eukaryota; Metazoa; Chordata; Actinopteri; Gadiformes; Gadidae. Bases 1239 to 2387 code for a protein of 382 amino acids. The record is from RefSeq and is a predicted model, not a curated record. The transcript has 2 exons.